AUGCGGUGCUGUGGGCGCAGCAACGCGGAUGUCGCCAUUCUCAUCACACUUUAUUUGGUCACCUCCUACUCUGUGCAUAGCUACUACACAUUUCUGUUUCCCCAAACACUGAGUGCGUUGGGAUUGGCUUUUCUGCAACCGUUUAGAAGGGUAGCUAGACCAAAUUCCUCCUUUCCUCUCCACCUCCACAACUUAUUUAACGUGGCAACGAAGGAGUGGAUCUUGUUUGGUGUCUCUCUUUUUUUGUUUUUUCUCGCAAUCUGGGCUUACUUGGCGGCGGCAGUCACCGAUGCUGGUCGUGUGCCCUCGGCGUUUGGACAACAUGCUCCUAGGAGCGCUUCCUUAGCUUUGAGGGUGUCCGGUGCAUUAAACAUAUGCCCUGUGUGUGGAAUGUAUAAGCCGCAAAGGACACACCAUUGCAGUCGGUGUAGGCGUUGUGUACUGAAAUAUGACCAUCACUGUCCAUGGCUUGGCCGCUGUGUAGGAUUUUUUAACUACAAGUUGUAUCUUCUUGUGGUAUUUUACACAUUUUUGCUUACGCUGUGGGUGGGUACGUUGCUGUUGUCGGAUAUGGCCCUCUAUAUUGUGCGGCACUAUCGAGUUGUUGGUUGGAAGAUUGUACAUCGAGAUGUGGGGCCUUUUCCUAUUGGGCCUGACGGGACAUGUUGGACGGGACCGCUCAUGGUUGGUGGUACCGCUCACUAUCAGGCGCAUUCUGGGAAGCCAUAUGGUUCUUUAAUCAAUGCUUUAGGUGACAGCUUUGGCGCUUGCCCUCCAUUCUUGGGUGUCUACAUCUGCCUAUUGGAGGCGAUGAUAUUUUUUGUUUUGACGGCCUCGCUCCUGCGGAAGCACUGCUGGCUGGCACGGCAUAGCCUGACGACGCUUGAUCUUGUUAUUUAUCAGCAUCAGCUAGAUGAGGGAUUAUCUAGUGGACGUCACAUAAACAUUUUUGACAUUGGUGUGAAGGGUUGUUUGCAUCAAGUUUUUGGUGAUGGCGACGAACGGGGAGAGCAUUUGCACCCAAACUUUAUUGUGAGGUGGUUCUUCCGCCUGUUGCCCUUUCCCGCAUACCCAAAACAGGCGGAGUUCCACUACAGCUCACCUCUUAGUAUUGACGACACGGAGAAUUUGUUGGGUGAAACCCCUUUUUCUGCGGUAUCACACACGACGGUCUCGGUGCCAAGUUACGGAACGCUAAAUGAGGCUGCGCCUCCUUAUAACAUGAUCAACAAGAACGACAAAAACGUCUCUGCCGACGUGGGUCGUAGGAACGAAUACCGUCACCAUCCGUUGCAGUAUCCUGGCCAAACGAGGCACCUACUGGGUCUGAGUUUUCCCACUGUCUUGUCGCUUGCCGGACCUGGUGGGAUGUGA
Molecule: messenger RNA, 1374 nt
Organism: Trypanosoma cruzi
Lineage: Eukaryota; Euglenozoa; Kinetoplastea; Trypanosomatida; Trypanosomatidae
Exons: 1
Coding region: 1-1374 (457 amino acids)
Biological process (GO): protein targeting to membrane; peptidyl-L-cysteine S-palmitoylation
Cellular component (GO): Golgi apparatus; endoplasmic reticulum
Molecular function (GO): protein-cysteine S-palmitoyltransferase activity
Source: RefSeq, a predicted model, not a curated record